CUCUCUCUCAAUUGCCCAUCUUGCCCGUGCUCUCUGUUUCUAACUGCCCGACUGCCCCCAGCUGAACACUUUCCCUCUUUCUCAAGCACUCCCCCCUCUCUCUCUCUCUCUCUCUCUCUCGGCCUUUUUGACUAAAAUUUCACAAACUGCUGGUUUUCAUUUGUAAUCCGUUGUGUUUGAUUGGUUUUCAUCGAUUUAGAUUUAGAUUUAGAUUUAGAUUUAGAUUUAGAUUUAGAUUUUUUGAGAUGGGUUCUCUCUGCUAUCACUAAAUUUUUGAGCUUUUGACCAAAGUUUUCAACUGGGUCUGAGUGGCUUUAAUUCCAGUUUGUUUGGGGUUUUGAUGGGUUUUGACUAAAGCUCUCUUUUUUAUAAAUAAAGUUUGAGCUUUUAUUGAUAGUUUUGAGAGAAGAAGAUGGGUUUAGGUCCUGAAUCUAUGAAGGUGGAGAAGUGGGUUGUGGAUAAAUCGAAGGAGAAGAAGAAGUCGAAAAGAAAUGAGGCAGGGAGAGAGGAAGAGACUGGGUGUUGGGUCAAAUUGAGGAUUAUGGGAAGCUGCAUGCCUUCAACUUCAAGAUCAAAAGUUGAUUCUUCUAUGAGUGGCAUUAGUACCCAACACGUAGACAAUAAGCCUGCAAACGAGAAAAGCAGAGGUCCGCCAAUUGUUCCAAAUAGGUCCUCUACAACCACUAGUAAUGCUGAAAGUGCUUCGUCAACACCAAAAUUCAGUGAAGAACUGAAGAUAGCUUCUCAACUUCGGAAGUUUACAUUUAAUGAGCUAAAAUUAGCAACUCGGAACUUCAGACCUGAGAGUCUUCUUGGUGAGGGUGGUUUUGGUUGUGUUUUCAAAGGUUGGAUAGAAGAGAAUGGAACUGCUCCUGUGAAACCUGGAACUGGGCUUACUGUUGCUGUUAAAACCCUCAACCUUGAUGGACUUCAGGGCCAUAAAGAGUGGUUGGCUGAAGUUAAUUUCCUUGGCAACCUUCGUCAUCCCAAUUUGGUUAAAUUGAUUGGUUAUUGCAUUGAAGAUGAUCGUAGGCUGCUGGCGUACGAGUUUAUGCCACGAGGAAGUUUGGAGAACCAUCUAUUUAGAAAAGGGUCCUUGCCUCUUCCGUGGGCGAUCAGGAUGAAAAUUGCGCUCGGCGCUGCGAAGGGUCUUGCUUUUCUUCAUGAAGAGGCUGAAAGGACGGUGAUAUACCGUGACUUUAAAACAUCUAAUAUUUUAUUAGAUGCGGAUUAUAAUGCCAAACUUUCUGAUUUUGGACUCGCUAAAGAUGGUCCCGAGGGAGAUAAAACUCAUGUAUCUACUCGGGUUAUGGGAACUCAUGGCUAUGCUGCCCCUGAAUAUGUACUGACCGGACAUUUGACAUCCAAGAGUGAUGUCUAUAGCUUUGGAGUAGUUUUACUGGAAAUGAUGACGGGUCGUCGAUCUAUGGACAAAAACCGGCCAAAUGGGGAGCACAACCUUGUCGAAUGGGCAAGGCCGCAUCUUGGAGAUAGGAGAAGGUUCUAUCAGUUAUUAGAUCCUCGUCUCGAAGGUCAUUUUUCUAUUAAAGGUGCUCAGAAAGCAGCCCAGCUUGCUGCACAAUGUCUCAGCCGUGACCCCAAAGCCCGACCUCGAAUGAGCGAAGUUGUUGACACCCUGAAACCUUUGCCAAACCUCAAGGAUAUGGCCAGCUCUUCUCAUUACUUCCAAACCAUGCAAGCAGAUCGUUCCCAGAUGAACAUGAAUGCCAAAAGUGGCGGUAAACCUCAGGGAGGAUUCAUAACAAGGAAAGGACAACCAGUUAGGAGCCUAUCCAGUCUUAAUGUUCCUCAAGCUUCUCCUUACCGACAUUCUAGUCAGUCACCAAGACCUGACGUGAAAGAGUCGUAACAGGGCAGUUUGUGCACUUGUACCAUGACUUUGACUAUGCUUCAGCUUCUCAAGAUUUAAGUUAUUAUGAUAGGCAGCUGACAUUCCAGUUAUCAUGGGCGGCUGAAUGCACAAGAUUUUAUGUGCAUCAUAUUGUUUAACGCACAUGAUUUUGUACUGUUAGAUCU
Messenger RNA from Tripterygium wilfordii, 2037 nucleotides. RefSeq names its product probable serine/threonine-protein kinase PIX7. Gene Ontology annotation, biological process: protein phosphorylation. The coding region runs from base 413 to 1870 and encodes 485 amino acids. The transcript is spliced from 6 exons. The record is from RefSeq and is a predicted model, not a curated record. Gene Ontology annotation, molecular function: ATP binding; protein kinase activity. NCBI's taxonomy places the organism in Eukaryota, Viridiplantae, Streptophyta, Magnoliopsida, Celastrales, Celastraceae.